Molecule: messenger RNA, 2796 nt
Organism: Dictyostelium discoideum AX4
Lineage: Eukaryota; Evosea; Eumycetozoa; Dictyosteliales; Dictyosteliaceae
Exons: 2
Coding region: 1-2796 (931 amino acids)
Biological process (GO): tricarboxylic acid cycle; carbon fixation
Cellular component (GO): cytoplasm
Molecular function (GO): phosphoenolpyruvate carboxylase activity
Source: RefSeq, a predicted model, not a curated record
AUGGGUUUAGCAGGAGAUUCACCAUAUGAUUUUGGAGAAAUUAAACCAGAUGAUUUAGAUAAAUCAAUUACAAAAUUUCAAAAUAUUUUAUCAAAUUGUAUUAAAGAUUUAGAAACUGAUGGAGAAGAAAUAAUAAAAUUAGUGAAAACAUUAAUUUUAACUCAAUCACCAGGUGAAAGAACUACAGAAUUCAUAGAGGAAUAUUUGAAAAAGAUUAGCAAUCUAAGUAAUACGGAAGCAUUGAAUGUAUCAAGAGUGUUAUCACAUCUAUUGAAUUUAAUUAAUGUUGCAGAACAACAUCAUUUGGUUAGAUCAGUUAGAGAAUCAUUCCUCAACAAUGAAGAUGAUUUAAAGUAUUCAUGUGAGAAUACCAUUCAACAAUUAUUAAAUCAAGGUCUUGACAAGGAGAGUGUUUACAAUGCAUUAAUUCAACAAAAGAUCGAACUUGUUUUAACGGCACAUCCAACACAAAUUAUGAGACGUACUAUAAUUUCCAAGAAUUCGGCAAUGGGUGAAGCAUUAUCGUCAUUGGAUAAUCAGCAAUUGACAAUGUUUGAACGUGAAGAUUAUGAAAAGAGAUUGAUUAGAGAAGUUGGUGGAUCAUGGUUAACCGAUGAAGUUAGAAGAUCAAAAGUUACUGUUGAAAUGGAGGCACAAGGUGGUUUCUCUGUGAUUGAACAAACACUUUGGCAUGCAUUACCAAAGUUUAUCAAGAUUUUAAAUAGAUGUUGUGUCAAAUACUUGGGUAAAGAAUUGCCACCAACUUUUGCAAAUAUUCAUGUGGCAUCAUGGGUUGGAGGCGAUAGAGAUGGCAAUCAUAAUGUAACCGCUGAGGUUACCAGACAAGUUAGUUACUUUUCAAGAUGGAUCGCUGCCACCUUGUAUUAUAAAGAGAUUGACGCUUUGUUAUUUGAAUUAUCAAUGGUAAGACAUAAUAAAACUUUGGAGGAAUUGGCACGUCAUUCAAUUGAAAAAAGAUCUGGUACCGUUAAAUUAAGAUAUCUAACAACCUUGUAUAAGGAAUUCAAGGAGGGCAUACCAAGCAAAGAAUGCUAUCGUAUCGUUAUGGCAGAGUUACGUGAUAAAAUGUUGUUGACAAAAAGAAAGUAUGAAGAUUUGAUCGCAGCCAAAAGUGAUACUCAAUAUCUUCCAGGUGAAACCUUUGAAAAUGCCGAUGAAAUUUUACAAGUACUUCAAGUUUGUUAUGAUUCAUUGGUUGAGGUUGGUGCAAAGGAAGUUGCCGAUGGCAGAUUAUUGGAUAAUAUUAGACGUUUGAAAUCAUUUGGUUUAACACUCUCAAAGAUGGAUAUUCGUCAAGAAUCAACUAGACAUUCCGAUGUUAUCAAUUGUGUUACCGAAUAUCUUGGUUUAGGAACUUACAACGAUUGGGAUGAACCAAAGAAACAAGCUUUCCUCAUUGGUGAACUAGAGAGUAAACGUCCAUUGAUCCCUCAUGAUUUACCAUGUUCAAGUGAGGUUCGUGAAGUAUUGGAUACUUUUAAAGUUGCCGCAUCAUUACCAAAUGGUUCAUUGGGUGCCUAUGUAAUUUCAAUGUGUAGAAAUCCAAGUGACAUCUUGGCCGUUCAUUUGUUACAGAAAGCAGUUGGUAAUAAAAAUCCACAAAGAGUUGUACCAUUGUUUGAAACAGCAGCAGAUUUAGAUUCUUCACCAAAAACAAUGGAAGAACUUUUCCUUCAACAAUGGUAUCUUAAAAGCAUUAAUGGUGAACAAGAGAUUAUGUUGGGUUAUUCGGAUUCCGCUAAAGAUAGUGGUAGAUUUAUGUCAUGUUGGGAGUUAUUUAAAGCUCAAGAGAGAUUAGCAUCAUUAACAGAGAAAUUCAAUGUGAAAUUAACUUUAUUCCAUGGUAGAGGUGGUACAGCUGCAAGAGGUGGUGGUAAUUCACAUGAGGGUAUUAUGUCACAACCUGGUGGUUCAUUGAAAUCAGCUUCCACCAGAGUUACAAUUCAAGGUGAAAUGAUUGAUUCUCAUUAUGGUCAAAUUGGUGCAUCCAUUAGAAAUUUCGAACUUUUCACAACUGCUCUCUUAAAGCAAUCCCUAACUCCACCUCCUCCACCAAAGCAACGUUGGAGAGAAAUUAUGGAGCAACUUUCCAUCACCUCUUGUAAAAAGUAUAGAUCAGUCGUAAGAGAGAAUCCAUCAUUCAUUCAAUACUUUAGAACUUCAACAGUCCAACCUGAAAUGGUCUACCUUAACAUUGGUUCUCGUCCUGCCAAAAGAAUAGCCGCAAAAUCAUUUGGAUUGGAACAUUUACGUGCUAUUCCUUGGGUAUUCAGUUUUUCACAAAAUAGAUUAAAUUUACCAGUUUGGUUAGGUAUUGAAGAUGCAAUUUUAGAGGCAAAAACAAAAGGAUGGGGAUCUGAUAUCAAUGAAAUGUACAAAGAAUGGCCAUUCUUUUCAUCCACUAUUGAUUUGGUAGAGAUGGUACUCUUGAAAACUGAUCCUCAAAUUUCAUUACGUUACAAUCAAAUGUUAGUACCAGCUCAAGUUCAACCUUUAGGUAUUGAAAUGAUUGAUGAACUCACAAAAACUACAAAUGCAAUCUUGGAAUUAACAAAACAUAAAACUCUUCAACAAGAUAAUAAAAUCCUUCAACAUUUUGUUUCAAUUCGUAGAACCUUUAUGGAUCCAAUCAAUUAUAUUCAAGUUGAAACCCUUAAAAGACUUCGUUCAACUCAAAAACCAGAUGGAACAAAUGAUGAUGCUGAUCCAAUAUUAAUUGAUACUUUAAUUAUUACUUUUAAUGGUAUUUCUGCUGGUAUGAAAAAUACUGGUUAA